Molecule: messenger RNA, 3982 nt
Organism: Bufo bufo (common toad)
Lineage: Eukaryota; Metazoa; Chordata; Amphibia; Anura; Bufonidae
Gene: SLC38A10
Product: solute carrier family 38 member 10
Exons: 16
Coding region: 323-3451 (1042 amino acids)
Biological process (GO): amino acid transmembrane transport
Molecular function (GO): amino acid transmembrane transporter activity
Source: RefSeq, a predicted model, not a curated record
UUUUUUUUUUUGAAAGAAAAUUCCUGAAUUGCUGCCCUAGAAUUUGUGGACUAUUUUGUGGGCCUAUUGCCGAUCUCUUGCCUCUUUGCUCCCUUUUGGUUGCGUUGGUGCUCAGUCGGGGCCGCCCCUGAUUAUUUUUGCGUUGCUCGGACGCUCUGGACCAGAACCUGUGAUACAUACGGACCGUCCUCUGUGCAUAGAACUCUGUGUUGUUGUUUUUUUUCUUUUUUUAAAGCGAUGAACAAAGGCUAUUUUUUGAUAGAUUUUUGAAAAUCUUUGCUAUAAAUAAUUUUGUAAAUCCAGAUAUCUAUAGCGCUAUUUUAUGGCAGCAAACAUGGCGGCUUCUAACUGGGGGCUCAUCAUGAACAUUGUGAACAGCAUCGUGGGAGUGAGCGUGCUGACCAUGCCCUUCUGUUUCAAACAGUGCGGCGUGGUGCUGGGGACCCUGCUUCUCAUGCUCUGCUGCUGGAUGACCCACCAGUCCUGCAUGUACCUUGUGAAAACAGCCAGUAUGAGCAAGCGCCGGACCUACGCCGGUCUGGCUUUUCAUGCCUAUGGCAAGGCAGGGAAGAUGUUGGUGGAGACCAGUAUGAUUGGACUCAUGUUGGGGACCUGCAUUGCAUUCUAUGUCGUGAUCGGAGACCUCGGUUCCUCCUUCUUUGCCCGGUUGUUUGGACUGCCGGUGACGGAAGGUUUCCGCAUUUUCCUCUUGUUCGCAAUUUCACUGUGCAUUGUCCUACCACUCAGCCUGCAGCGCAACAUGAUGGCUUCCAUCCAGUCUUUCAGUGCCAUGGCGCUUAUGUUUUACACGGUUUUCAUGUUUGUGAUCGUGCUGUCCUCCUUCAAGCAUGGCCUUUUCAGGGGUCAGUGGAUGAAUGAGGUCAGUUAUGUACGCUUCGAGGGUGUCUUUCGUUGCAUACCCAUCUUUGGCAUGUCUUUUGCCUGCCAGUCACAAGUCCUGCCCACGUACGACAGCCUUGACGAACCCUCGGUCAAAACCAUGAGCUCCAUCUUUGCUUCAUCUCUGAAUGUUGUGACUGGAUUCUAUGUCGUGGUGGGCUUCUUUGGGUACGUCAGUUUUACGGACACCAUUGCCGGUAACGUACUGGUGAACUUUCCCUCAAACCUGGUGACGGAAAUGAUUCGGGUGGGAUUCAUGAUGUCUGUGGCUGUUGGGUUUCCUAUGAUGAUCCUGCCGUGCAGACAAGCACUGAACACGCUGCUGUUUGAGCAACAACAAAAAGAUGGCACCUUCACUGCCGGCGGAUACAUGCCACCCCUACGCUUCAAAGCCUUGACGUUAGUGGUCGUGUUUGGCACCAUGUUGGGGGGAAUUCUGAUACCAAAUGUGGAGACCAUCCUUGGAAUGACUGGCGCCACUAUGGGGAGCCUGAUCUGCUUCAUCUGCCCUGCCAUCAUCUAUAAGAAGAUCCACAAGAAGGGCCUUGCAUCUCAGUUUAUCUUUGGCGUCGGCCUUGUCAUUCUGGUGAUCAGCACUUAUACAACUUUGACCGUCCAGGAGGAGCCAUCCGUACAGAUCAAACCUGAUCUCCAGGGAAGAGAAGGGUUUAAAGAGGGGGAACUGGAGGAGGACAUUCCCAAAAUAUCAGUCCAGAAACCAGUUGUGGAAGAACCAGCAGAUGACCGGGACAAACCCAAGCUGCCCCCAGAGCAGGGAGGGGUGGAGCAGCCCCAGAUCAAAGGACCUAUGGAUGUUCCACAAAAAGAGGAGGGGAAGAAGAAACAGCAAGAAGUGCAACUUGUCCGACCCGAUCAAGGCGUUGCCGUCCCGGUUGGUGAUGCUCAUAGACAUGAACCUCCUGUCCCACGGGAUGAUGUCCGUGAAGAUGAGCAGAAGGAUGAGGAGGAGUCUGAGGAGAAGAGACUGCCAGAGGCUGAGGUCAGAGACGCUCCAAGGGAUGAAAAACAGGAGGAAAAAGAAGUUCAACCAGAACAAAAAGAGCAACUUCCAGCAGAAAAGGAUGUGAGAGACCACGAACUGGCCCUCCAGCAGCCCGCACAGCCAGAAGGCCUACCCAACAAAGAGCCGGAGAAGGUCCCAGUAAAAGAAGACCUGGAUGUCCUGCCAGCAGACCGAGAUCAGCAGCCUGUAAAGAAAGUCGAUGAGGCUGAUGACCUGAAGAACAUAGACGUCGUAGCCGGAGAGCCACCAAAAAUUGAUCUCGCCUUGGCCGAGAAAGUCCUCGAGAAGCAGCUCAGAGAAGAUGAGAAGAAAGAGAAAGCACCUGACGACACAGGACCUGAGCAGCGUGAUGUGAGAAAUGUCGAGAUGAAGGCUGUUGAAAACCAAGAAGAAGCUGGCAAAGCCGAGAUGUUGGAUCACGCCAUCCUGCUACAAGUCAUCAAAGAGCAGCAGGUGCAGCAGAAGCGUCUCCUGGACCAGCAGGAGAAGCUGCUGGAGGUGAUCAAGGAGCAGCACCUGGAAAUUCACCAGGGGCAGCAAGGUGACAAAGUGGAAGGGCAUGCUGUGGAGAAUCCCAAGAACAUAGAAGAUGUUAAGGUCGGAGAGGUAGAGAAAGACGCAGUCAUUGAGAAGGAGCCAGCUUCAGAUUUACAGCAGAAAGAAACAAAAAAGGAGGCUGAUAAAGUUGCCAUCCCUGCACCUGAAAAGCCAGCAGUGGAAAAUAUUGAGCUGGAGAUGGGCAAAGAUCUGGACAAGGUAGUGAAGGUUCAGAGGCCUGAGGUCAAAAAGCGUGACGACGAACCCAUCGCUCAGAAAGUUGAGCCACAGAUAAACGAAGUUCUUGCACCAGCAGAAAAACCAGUUGUGGAAAAAUUCAACGUACAAAAACCUGCACAGGAAGAAAUGAAGAUCCAAGACCAGGUUCUUCACAAAGAUGAAGACCUUGUGAAACAAGCUGAGGUAGUAAAAGCAAAGGAGAACAAAGUUGUGCUGGACUCUCCCGACAAGGAUCUAAAGAUAAGGGAACAUCCUCCUGCGGAGAACGUCCUUAAAGCAGGAGCUGACACUUUAGAUCAGCAGAAGAGACAAUCUCAAGAUGGACCAAGAGCCAAAGAAGUGGUUAAAGCUCAGCGUUCAGAUAUGGACCUACAGAAUCGAGGCCAAAACCUCCAACAGGUACAAGAAGUGGCAAGACCUGGAGACUCCAUGGUUGGAGACAGCAAAGUAGGGGCUGGACCAGAAGUUAAAAUGGAUGAGGCUGUACUAGACAAUGAUCAGGGGAAGCCAAAGAGGGACCUGAAACUACAAGACGACUUGGAGCUUAGGAGAAAGAAGAGAGACCUUGAGAUUGAAGAACCUAUGGAGAAGGAUGGAACUCAUAUUAUUGGUUUUAACCACGCACCCGAUCCAAGAGUUAAUGACCUUCAUGCAGCCCUAGAGACACAUCUUAAUGCGGCGGCUGAGGCCGGUCUGCAGGUGGUGUACAGCCGGCAGAUCAAGCAGGUUGUGGAAAAGGAGGAAAGAUGAUGACCGUGGAUGGUGGCUCCACAUUACGUGAGGCUUACCGAGAACUUCACAGGCCUGGUUGUCCUAGGACUCUUACAAGGAGUGAUGGAGUUAAUGUGAGAAGUUUUGGAAUUUUGUGUUGGCUACUCCUAGAGAUAUAGGUGGUCAGGAUUGAUGAUGAGGAACUUUUCAUAAAUAUGCUGCAAACUCAACCAGUACUGUAUGUCUCAGGUAUUGUUACUCCCCAGGUCAGAUCUUGAGAAAAGCACACCUUCAGAAGCAAGGGGGUUCAGUGAUGGAAGGUAACCAGUGUCCUACCGUCUACCCAUUGCAGUGAUGAAUCAAACCUUGCCUUUAUUUCAGGAGAUGUCUGAAUUUGUCUCUUCCAUCAGGUCAUUUUAUCACUCGAGGAGUGACGCCUUCAGAACUGAAAUGCACUUUUCUGAUGAGGAGGUGAUCGCUUCCUAUCCAUGUGCCUUUACCUUAAUGUUAUUCUGUGCUGUGUGUGAAUGUUUGUCCUCCUGACUCCAUAUAUUAAACAUGGCCACCCAA